AUCCUACGGCGGGAUAUCCAAGAGAACUGAAAACCCUCAAAAACUUGAAAAUCUAGAAUCAGGUGAGCACUGAAAUUGGAAGCCAAACGAUAGAAUUCGAGUAAAAAGAUGUUCGGUCGAAGCAGGUUCCUCUCGUUUCCCAUGGUCGCUGGAGCUGUUGUUAUUGGUGUUGUCUCUGGAAAGGCAAUAUUUGGACCUCCAUUGGAAGAAUACUGGAAGAAUAAACUCCAGAAAGAGGUUGCUGCAAAGGAGACUGAUGGCAGCUCCAAUUAGAUACCUUACUCGAAUUCUUUGUGUUUGAUUUCUUCACCAUAGAAUAACAGAGUGCCAGGCACUUUGAGCUCAUGCUGCUGAUAGACUUAUGAUACUAAACUUUAAACUUUGUAUGUUCUAGUGUAGAUUUUGGAUCAAUAUGAAAGAUAUUGGGAGGAAAUCCAAAUUAUCAUGUCAAAAGACAUUGUUGAGUAUUCUGGAUUAUUC
Molecule: messenger RNA, 480 nt
Organism: Tripterygium wilfordii
Lineage: Eukaryota; Viridiplantae; Streptophyta; Magnoliopsida; Celastrales; Celastraceae
Exons: 2
Coding region: 109-273 (54 amino acids)
Source: RefSeq, a predicted model, not a curated record